UGAUGCCUUUCUUUUCAAAAAUCCCCCGCCUUCUUAUGACGCGGUAUUCACAAUAGCAAGUUCAAGUCAUCGGUCCAAAAUAUCCAAUCCAUAUCAAGAUGACAGAAACUCAUGGGAAAAAGCUCAUGGUUGCUUUGAAAUGUCAGGUAUUAAAUACAGCGGCCAGUGUUACUGGAGAAAGUUUAAUAAAGAAGGAGACAAGGAGGAAGAAGAAAGCCUUACAGCGUUUAUUCAAGCAGAGGGCAGGGUCCUCUGUGCUACUAUUUUAUGGGUCUUUUUGUGCAGGAUUAACGCUCUUCGUGAAAAUCGCCUCAAAAAACCUUUUUCAAUAUCUGAUAUAGAUGGCAAAAAUUUGCUUGGAGCCAUUUUCGUUUUCAUUGGCAUGGUUUUAUAUUUCGCUGAUUUCGGUUUAUGUAUUGCUGGAGCAACAAAGAUUUAUAGUUUGUAUGACAAAGACUUUACGAACUACACAUCCGUCUGCCAUCCCAAGUUCUACAAAUUUUACUACAAUGCCAAAAUUGGACAGCUUGCUGUUUUAAUGCCUUACGCAGUUUACAUUUUAAUUGCUUGGAGCAUAUUAUCUUUAGAACAAAAAAGUUGGUUUUUACAUCAUAAAUGGCGCCAGUGGGCUUGAAUUCUAGAUGCAGACCAAGAUGGUGUCAUCAGCGCAGACGACAUGGAGAAAACAAACGCUAAACUGGAACAGAUCCGCUUAAUUGUAAAUUGCAAAGACAUAGCACCAUCAGAAGAGGAACAAAAGAAAUGGUGGAACGACCAUGUGUUCAAAUGUGGUCCGGGAAAAGAUAUAUGUCUAGAGGAUUACAUAAACUACUUAGAAGGGUUUGCACAACCCCAUGAAAGGCCGGACAAAUUUAGGCCAAUAAUAAUACAGUUCAUUGAUUUUUUCUCAACUGAAGAAUAUCGGAAGAAUUUGAUACUAGAAGAGAGAGACUUUGUUAAGUUCUGGUCUAUUCUUGUAAACAUCGAUGAGCAUCACUGCAGAAAAAUGUUCAUCAAGCAUGUUCCUUCACCUUUAACUCUUGCCUCUUUGUUAGAUGAUUUUGUAGCCUUAGUGUCACACGACGAUAUAUUCAAUUAUAACAAAUACAGGCUGUUUGCUGUUCUAAAACAAAAACAGAAUGGGUGCUGCAACAAAGUGUAAACAAAUGUGUACAUGUUCAUCAACACUUCAUUCCGUGCGAUAUUCUCUGUUACUUCAUAUUUGUAACAUAAUAAUUUUAAUGUAUGUCUUUACGGGAAAAAGUUUUCAUCAAUAUUUAUUCAAUAUACAUGUUCUUAGGAUUGUUUUAUUUCUGUCCAUUGAUACGACUCUAAAGUUAUCAUACUCUGCUUAUGCGGCUCAAAUCUGCUUCUUUGUACAAAAGUAAAAUCUACCAUACGUUCUUUUGAAAUUCUAUAAAAGCACACCAAAAUGUUGAAAUGUGAAUAUUUCCAUUUAUAUUACUUUUCUCUGUGACAAUUCUUUGAAAAAUUUAGUUGGUUUCCUGAUCAUUCUUCCAGAAUGUCAAUUUCGUCAAGCGAUAUAUAAGGAGCUAAAGAGGCCUUUUAUGCAUGUUCAUAAGUCUUGUCU
Saccostrea cuccullata (small rock oyster) is the source of this 1591-nucleotide messenger RNA. RefSeq lists its product as uncharacterized. NCBI's taxonomy places the organism in Eukaryota, Metazoa, Mollusca, Bivalvia, Ostreida, Ostreidae. Bases 140 to 634 code for a protein of 164 amino acids. The transcript has 4 exons. The record is from RefSeq and is a predicted model, not a curated record.